AUGUCACUAAAGGCAACUCCUCUUGUGGCCUUCCUCUGCUUCUACCUUCUUCGUGCCACUUGUGCUGAACUCAGAGCUUCGUCCCAACGUCUCGUCGCAACAGGUCAAACAUUUCACGCCCUUUGCCAUUACGAGCACGUUGAUGUCGACCGAUUUCUCUACUGGACCGUCCACACCCGCCACAAUAAACACGGCGACCAAGAAAUUAACGCCAACUUCGGCGGGGUCGAUCUCAAGACUUGUUCUCCUUUCAGCUUCGAUGACUCCAACAGCAUUCUUGCUUUCAAGACCGGUCUACGAGGCCUGACCGGUCAGGUCACCUGCGAUCUAGACGGUGGCCCGAUGAGACUACUUAUCGACAAGGUCCGGCCAGAAUACAACGGGCUUCGAUUCUCUUGCACCUCCGGCCACAACGACAACGCUCGGAGCAAUGAAGUGACCCUCAUCGUCGGGAAACCUAGAUUAGUAACCCUUGAAAUAGAGGAUUCUGGUGACAAGGCCCAACCAACCGGCGCUGGUACUGUUCUCAGGGCCACGUGUCGUGUGGACAGGUCGUUGAAGCCGAAGUUCUUAUUCUGGGCGACGGAUGGUGCCGCAAAGAAUAAAUCAACGUUCGGUGGGAUGGUUGUGGAAUUCUGUUUCCGGUACAAAGUCCGUGAUCCGGUCUACAGGAGAAUUGAUUUCAACUGCCAUGGACCUUCUGACAUUGCGUCCACAAUAACGGUUCAAUCGCUUCCUGUCGGAACAGCCAUCUUUUGUUAUGCAAAAAUCGACAACAAAGAUGGAGCCGCCGCUUCAAGAAUCGAAAGCAACAGGCUCGCAAUUUCUGACAGUGGACGUUUUACCAAUCUUUUAAUCUCUGCCGGGAAAUAUUCUGUACCGAUAAACGGAACGUUUUACGCAAAAUGCCGUUUGUUAAGCUGUAACGGUCUAACGAACAAUUGCUCCGACAAGAUUCAGUGGCAGGGUGUUUCGAAAUUUGGUAAAAGGGCGUAUAUCUUCAAGAGGGAAUGGCAAGAAGAUAGCGUGUUGUUGAUCAGGCCAAUUCAAGAGGCUGAUAACCAAAGUCAAGUCUAUUGUAGUGUUUUACGCGAUCCAACAAUACCAAGAGAAUCGGUUACGAUUAAGGUCACACGGAAAAUGCCGAUGUCUAUCGAGCUCUUACGAAACGAAUCAACGAUUAGUCCCGUGCCGAUAAACGGAACAUUUCGCGCCGUCUGCUCGUUCAGAAACAUCGAUGCGCGCGUCCUGCACUGGAUUGUCGAGAUGGACCACGUCAGCAUUGGCAAGAUCGUCAUCAGGCCUGACGAAUGUCGUACUUACCUCAUGAUAGCAACAACGCCAGCUGUGGACCGGAUGCAGUUCUCUUGUAAUCUGAGCGCCAAACUAACAACCUUCUCAGUCCAGCGAGUCGGUGCUGAUGAUCACGGAACCGAAGUUUACUGUUCCGCCUUUGACCGAUACGGUUUUGCCGUUCGCAGCGACUCCGUGAGCAUUAAGACGCGAGUCGUCGAGGGCUCUGAAAAUACGCUCGCAAAAAUUCGACCGGCUUAUCGAGAAGCCACGCUCGUGGCUACCUGCCCGUUUGGAAACGGUACACAAAACGUAUUAAUCGUUCAUCCGGCAACUGAAAACGGAAACGGAAGUAAGACGUUUAGAACCGGAAAUGAAACCGAUUACACGGCUUUUAUCCAGCUUGACAUAAACUGCACUGUAAUCGAUUACGCUUUACACUCGUCCCGGAGGUUUUAUGUCGGCUGUGACCCUGAUGGCAAAUCUCUUACCCUCGUUAUAGAUCCGGUUUACGGUAACGCUUCUGACGCUUUCCGGGUGAUAUGCGCCUGGUACGCUUCUCUUCCUUCUUCAAACGCCUCUUCAACGCCGGAACUAAAUAUGGUGUUUCAUAAACGCCAGUAUCCGCAAGUGGUCUACCCUGUGUCAAAACCGACGCUGCAUUAUAGCGGCGAGAAAAUUCACAUUAACAAGCCCGAGGCUGAUAUCUCCAGCAUGAUUUGGUUAGUUCCGGCCCUUCUUGAUCAUGAAUUGGAAUUCUCUUGUAGCUUUGAUGCCACUGAGAAUUCGACCUUCAGCCUCUUGCUUUACAUCCAAAUAGAAAACGGCGAGGUUUUUCCGUUUAUUGAGAGGAGGAAGCUGAACGGUAAGAACCAAACGUUUGUAAUUCGAGGAAGGUUUCUCAUGAUGACGUCAUAUCGUGGUAUUUUUUGCGUAGCGGAGAAUAUCGUUAGCCGUUGGGAAUCGGACUCCGCCGGGAUUAAGGUUCGCAACGUCUCUGUUUUCAUGCCACUGCACGAACGGGCGCCGUCGAAUAGUUCUUUCUUCAGGCGACAUCUAACGCCAACCCGCAAACUAUGUUAUGACUUAUGCGAAGUCUACAGCAAUUGUCACGGAGUUUCCUACCAGGACAUGCUAUGCUCUCUAUCAACCCACAGCUUCCAGGACAUGCAGUUUGUGUCCAAUGAAGGCUUUAGCUUCUACCACCGCCUGCAACCGGAAGACAUCUUGCAAAAACAAGACUUUGGGUCUAGUGUUUACAUUAAGCACGAGAAUAGGAUGCUGCCUUUUCACGGGGUCCUGGAACAUCGAACCGGUGUCACAGCAACUCAGUGCCAAAAUAAGUGUACGGCAAAUGUAUUCUGUCGUUCGAUACAGUAUAACAGAGCUCUGAAUAUGUGCCACUUGUCCCGUCUGAAGCCGACAAAGAAUGAAACGACAGCCGGAGUUGACCGUUUUGACUGGGACGUUUACGCAAAGAACAAGACCAAGACCAAUACCAACACGCCAGACUCUUUCGUCGUUAUCCGAGAACUUUUGCCCGACAAAAAUUAUCAGCCGGUAUCUCAGAAGGUGCUGACAGGGUUGGAGAAUGACCAGGACCAAUUGAAAGAAUGUGCAGAUUCCUGCAGGAACAAUGACCACUGUCUCUCUUUUGUCAGUAUUUAUAAUGAACUAGGUACACACAUGGCGUGCUCUCUGUAUGGCGUUAAUAUUCCUGAAAUGCGUCUGGUGAAGCCCGUUAAAAAUGACCUGAAAAGACGAUUCUUUUCUCUCUCUCUCUCUCUCUCUCUCUCUCUCUCUCUUUCUCUCUCUUUUACUUACUUUCAUUCUGUCCUUCUCAUUCUCAUUCAGUCACUACGCCUUUCUUUCUCUCUAUCUAAAUCUCUCUCUCUGCUUUCCUCAUCCAUUCUGGUUAUCUCUCUACGCAUUUCUUUCUCUCUCUCUCUCAAAGUCUCAUUCUCUUUUUUUACUCAUUUUCAUUCUCUCUCUUUGCCUUACUUUCUCUCUCUCUCUCUCUCUAAUUCUCUCUGCUUUUCUCAUUUUCAUUCUCUCUCUACGCCUUUCUUUCUCUCUCUCUAUCUCUCAUUCACUCUGCCUUUCUUAUUCUCUCUACGCCUUUCUUUCUCUCUCUAA
This is a messenger RNA of Acanthosepion pharaonis, 3429 nucleotides long. NCBI's taxonomy places the organism in Eukaryota, Metazoa, Mollusca, Cephalopoda, Sepiida, Sepiidae. The record is from the annotation of a GenBank genome assembly.